UGGUUGUAACAGGGGCAGGUUGUAACAGGGCGAAUAGUUCCACGACCAGCCACAAGAGCGUAUCAUCGUUUCAGCCAUCAAGGCACAUUAUGAUGCCUUCAGUGCGAGUGGUAACACUGUGGCAGUCGGACGAUUUCACUGGCGACAAGAAGGAAAAAUUUGUUUUUGGACGAGAUGCGUAACUACAAAAGAAAAACCGACAAAGGAAAAUAUUCUAUUGACAUGUUGGAGAAAGCAGCUGAAGUUGUAAGAGAAGGAAGAUCUGUUAGGCAUGCUGCGAAAACGUACAACAUCUGCCAUGUGACACUUGGGAGGUACAUAAAAAAGAAAAACAAACGUUUAAAUGCAGUCGAUAUUAAUUUUCGAGAGGAGUGGAAACCUUUGGCUGGUUAUUAUGGGAACAGACAGGUAUUUACACCUUUGCAAGAGAUCGCUCUUGUUUCCUACAUAAAAACAUGUUCUGACAUAUAUUUUGGACUCACUCCACGUGAUGUACGUCAUCUUGCAUUCUUAUGUGGGAAGAAGUAUAAUGUUCCCAUGCCAAACACAUGGAGUGACAAAGAACUAGCAGGUGCAGAUUGGCUCUCUUCCUUUUUAAAGCGCCACCCAGACCUUUCCAUUCGGACUCCAGAGGCAACUAGUUUGGGAAGGGCUUCUAGUUUUAAUCGUGCCAACGUUUCCAAAUUUUUUGACAAACUCUCUGAAGUUUAUGAUCGCCAUUCUUUCACAGCUAAUGACAUUUGGAAUGUAGAUGAGACCGGGGUCACUACUGUCCAGAAUCCUUCAAAAAUCGUAGCAAGAAAGGGGGUAAAACAAAUUGGAGCAAUGACAUCAUCUGAACGAGGGCAGUUAGUUACUCUAACUGUAGCAGUAAAUGCUGCUGGAAAUGCUAUCCCUCCUAUGUUUAUUUUUCCUAGGGUAAGGUAUUAUGAUCACUUCAUCAGAGAUGGUCCAACUGGAUGUAUAGGUGCUGCAAAUAAGUCUGGCUGGACUACGGAGGUAGAGUUCUUGCUUUUUCUUAAGCAUUUUGUUUCUUGUAUUCGUUCGAGCCCAGAGAAACCUAUCCUCCUCCUUCUAGACAAUCAUCAGUCGCAUUUAGCUCCUGACUGUUUAGAUUUUGCCAAAGAAAAUGGCAUUGUAAUGCUAUCGUUCCCACCUCACUGCACUCAUCGCCUUCAGCCACUUGAUCGAAGUGUUUUUGCCCCACUCAAAAAACAGAUCAAUAGGUUUGCGAGCAGCCUGUACGGCGAACAGCUGAGCGCGGCUUCCGGCGGCACCAGGUGUCGCGGUGUUGCCUGCGUGUGCGUGCAGCGCUGCCGGCUGCGAGUGGCUGCCGCGACCAGAGACCGCGACUCACACCAGGUGUUCCCCGGGGAACACAGCACCUUGCCCUUGCCUUGCCGGGAAGCACCGUCCAUGGGCCGACACGGAGACGUAGUUUUUUUUUGA
Bacillus rossius redtenbacheri is the source of this 1449-nucleotide messenger RNA. RefSeq lists its product as uncharacterized. Gene Ontology annotation, molecular function: DNA binding. The record is from RefSeq and is a predicted model, not a curated record. Gene Ontology annotation, cellular component: nucleus. The coding region runs from base 175 to 1449 and encodes 424 amino acids. Lineage: Eukaryota; Metazoa; Arthropoda; Insecta; Phasmatodea; Bacillidae. The transcript is spliced from 4 exons.